Botrytis cinerea B05.10 is the source of this 2196-nucleotide messenger RNA. RefSeq lists its product as hypothetical. The coding region runs from base 438 to 2066 and encodes 542 amino acids. The record is from RefSeq and is a predicted model, not a curated record. NCBI's taxonomy places the organism in Eukaryota, Fungi, Ascomycota, Leotiomycetes, Helotiales, Sclerotiniaceae. The transcript has a single exon.
GAAGCAAAACUUUGACCAUGGUGUAUACAUCUGGGAAACCCUACCAGCACCUUAUUUCUAUCAAGGUCAUCUGAAAAUGCACAGGCGCAGUGGUCAUUUUCUCUCCGUUCGUCUGGAUGAGAAAGCCUACGCGCUGCCGAUUAAGGCGUAGCGCCACGGCUCAGAACUCCACAGUUCAAGCUAUUGAUAUUGACAGCAGCAUUCAGCCUUCAACACUGUUUCUCUGCCGUUUGAACUUGACGAGAAGCUCUCUAUAGGUUCAGCAUCCCUGGACAUAUCCGAAUGCAGGAGUUUUUCUGAUAAGUCCUAACACGGAGAUAGACCUCUGAAAAGUACUUAUUCCAGUGGUUUUCCGUCUUCCCAAUAGCUCCUUCAAUCGAUAUCCUAGACUUUUGAAUCCUUCUUUUAUUUCUCAGUCAGUCACAAUAACCGUUACAAUGGUUUCCACGCUCCUUCCAUUAGUUGUCCUUGCGACUCCAGCCGUUUCUACCAUUUUGUCAAAUGGCACAUACCCAACUCCAGCACUUGAUGAACAAUUGACAUGCACCACCUCAUUUGCUGCAAUCGCACCAUACAAUGUUCUUACAUCCUCCAAGACAGAGACUUCAACCCAGAUCGAUACAAGUAUAGUCACCUAUACUCCCUCCAUCUCCUUGACCCUUCAACCAAGUACUCUUACUGUGGGAGAAUUCGCCACCACCACCGAAACAACUAUUGUUCCUCAAGUUACCGAUACAUUUUAUAGUACAUCAACUUAUCUUGCUACAACCUCUAUCACUAGUGCUGUUGUUGAGACGGAGACCGAUACUGCUACAACUACAAUCAGUGCAAGCCCAGAAACCGUUUACAUCGCAUCUCCAUAUGGCUUCACGCCGAUCGCUUCAGCUAUUCCUAAGGUAGCCAAGCGUGAUGAAUGUGGACCAGCUCAGCCUUCUCAAGCACCACUCACCGUUACAAUCACAGUAACAUCUACCCUUGUUUAUUCAAACGAUGUGUACUAUACUGUAACAAAGCCAGGCGACUGGAAUCACCAAUGGCCAAACACCUUGCAGUCUCUCACAAAAACUGCCACCGACCAUCAAUCUGCUUCAAAACCUGAGGAGCAUAGUACAGAAGUGGCUCAAUUUGCUCCAUCUAGAACUUACUCUAGAUAUCAUUACUACAACACCACAUCUAGCCACAUUGGUGCCUCUGGAUAUGCACCAUCGGCCAGUAAACCUGCGGGCACAGCUAUCAGUAGCGACGUCAGCCCACUUGAAGACCCAAGUCCUUCCAUGUACGCGCCAACUGGUGUCAUCCCUUCCGGUAGACCCAGCUUCACCCACGUUAUCAGCGCAGACCCAAGUCCUUCCAUGUACGCGCCAACUGGUGUCAUCCCUUCCAACAGACCAAACUUCACCCCCGUAAGCGCAAACUCAACUAUCAGCUCUAGCUCCGCAUCUACCCUUAUUUAUAGCACAUCUUACCCAGCAGCGGUUGAAUGCACCUCGACCUUGAACAUCGGGUCUAUCACCACAAUCACCGAAACAGCAGCAAUGGUUACCAAUCUUGCAACUCCCUAUGUCACAGAGACUUCCACCUCCACUAUAACAACAACAACAAGUGUGCUGGAAGAGGAUUGUUCCACCACCAUUGUAGCUACCGAAUAUUCAACCAUCUCAAGCAUCAUCGUAGCCACUUCUACAACAACCCUCACAGCCACCCAAACCGUCCGCGAAGUUUCCGGCGCAACCCCCACCAGCUACGCCGCUUGUGCCGCUAACAACAUUAUCUCUUCCGUUAACGGAGCACCCAUCUCACAAGUCCAGUUUCUCACAAGUGUUCUCUCUUCGUUGAAGACAAACUCUGCCUAUGACUGUUGUGUAGCAUGUCAGACCGCUCCAGGCGGUUGCGGUGGUUCGGUCUAUCUGAACAGCGGCGCUUGUUAUUUGACUUCACCAAGUUCAACUUGUGCCACUAACAGCAUCGUGACCAACAAAUUUUGGACUUCGUCAUACGCAAGCAGUUCCACUACCUUGACUGUUUCGAAUGGAAUGUGUGGACAAAUGAGCUAUAGUGCGAAUUAAGAAGGGGGAAGAGAGAUGUUUUCAGAUAUGUAUUAAUAAAUUAUAAAUUGAUAUCGCUUAGAAAUUAGAAUAAAUAAUUAAAAUUUUACAAAAAAUUAAUAAACAUAUCUAUGGGGGUUUGAGAUUUGCA